Dictyostelium purpureum is the source of this 1146-nucleotide messenger RNA. RefSeq lists its product as uncharacterized. The transcript has 3 exons. Bases 1 to 1146 code for a protein of 381 amino acids. NCBI's taxonomy places the organism in Eukaryota, Evosea, Eumycetozoa, Dictyosteliales, Dictyosteliaceae. The record is from RefSeq and is a predicted model, not a curated record.
AUGAAUUCCAGUUCCCCAUCAUGCCAUAGUUCCUCAUCACCCAGUAGAAUGUUUUGUUGUUCCAACUCAGAAGAUUACUCCUUAACUGAUCAAGAUAUAUAUGGUCAUCCAUUAUCCAAAGAGAUUUUAUCUCGUUCCCCAUCAUAUUAUCUUGAUAAGAUGUAUACCCCAAAAAAACCAAUCGAUCCAUAUCCAUACAUACCAAUCGAUCACUCCAAAGGCUUCAACCCAAAUUUACGUCUUUGUGAUGUAAGACACCCAAUGCCUUGGGAAAUUGAAAGAAUGGAAGAAGAAAGAUUGGAAAAGGAAAAUCAAGAGAAAGAACGUAUCGAAAAAUUAAAGAGAGAACAACAAGAAAAGGAGCAUAUGGAACAAUUAGAAAAAGAAAGACAAGAGAAAGAACAACAAGAAAAGGAACAUAUGGAGCAAUUAGAAAAAGAAAGACAAGAGAAAGAACGUAUUGAGGCUUUAGAAAAAGAAAGACAAGAAAAUGAACGUAGACAAGCUCUAGAAAGAGAAAGAUUAAUUAAAGAGCAACAAGAAAGAGAGCAGAAAGAAAGAGAAUGUAUCCAAGAAUUAUUAAGAGAAAGAUUAGAAAGAGAAGAAAGGAUACCCAGAUUGCAAAGAGAAAGAGAAGAAAGAGAAGAAAGAGAAAAAGAACAACAACUAAGAGAACAGCAGCAAAGAGAACAACAAGAAAGAGAACAACAAGAAAGAGAAGAAAGAGAAGCACAAGAGAGAGAACAACAAGAAAGAGAACAACAAGAAAGAGAGGAAGCUGAACGUAGAGAAAACCAAGAUCGAUGUACUAUUUGCAUUGAGAGAAUUGAACCAAGUCAACUUGCAAUUAUCGAUUGUAACCACAAUUUUUGUUACGAUUGUAUUAUGGAAUGGUGUUAUCGUCGUGAUAACAUAUGUCCAAAUUGCAGAGCUCCAUUCUUUUUAGUAAGAAGAGCUAAUCAAGUUGACCGUUCAACAGAUGAAGCUAAUGUAGAACAAGGUACUCAUGAUGAAAAUCCAGCUAAUAAUCAAGAUAAUGCUGCUAAUAAUAAUAAUCAAAGUCCACCAGUAUUAAAUAAUGAUGUUUCAAAUUCCAACGAUUCAGAAGUCGAGAUGGAAAUAUAUGACCGUAUGGAUAUCGAUUAG